Mycetomoellerius zeteki is the source of this 2073-nucleotide messenger RNA. RefSeq names its product rab11 family-interacting protein nuf (gene nuf). Lineage: Eukaryota; Metazoa; Arthropoda; Insecta; Hymenoptera; Formicidae. Gene Ontology annotation, cellular component: recycling endosome membrane; midbody; endocytic vesicle. The record is from RefSeq and is a predicted model, not a curated record. The transcript has 10 exons. Gene Ontology annotation, biological process: endocytic recycling; regulation of cytokinesis. Bases 201 to 1682 code for a protein of 493 amino acids.
UUGCUGCUCUACGAACGGUGGAUGUACACGAUCGUACCUGUCUGCCGCUGGCUGUGUCGCACUGCAAUCGACGCGCGAGCAACAACGGGGCAGGCGACAACGACGGCGACGGUGGCGGCGGAUGAGAGUGUCCUUUUGUGGUGCAUGCAUCACGUUGCGACGCGCGGAUACUCCGACGGGGCCCAUUGCGGGGUCCAAGGAUGGUGAGCUCUCGCACAUCCACUGUGAACGUCACGUCCACCGUUAAUGGUAGCGGCGUAGCCGACGGCGCAGGGAACACGUCGCGCGAGGACGAGAGACGCGCGACGAACGGCGUCGGCGUCUCUCAAGAGUGGAAUCAGAGCGGGCCGCCCUCGCUCUCGACGUCGGUCGAUCUGCAUAAUUUCGACAGUUCGACUCUCACAGAUUCAGGACGGUAUUCCGCAAGCCCGGACGAUCACCAGGCCACAUCGGUUAAUGCUGCCACAAUCAAAAUCGGCUGUCACGACGAAGAGGAGAGCUACGAAGGUUUUGGUUCCGUUGAAGGCGAUUCGGUGGAUGAUGGACCGGAGUCGCCGGGCGGUAGCAGUUCCACGCCCUCGCCAACCGGUACCAACUUGCACAGAAAUCUGAGGAGUCCGAAUUCCACCAUUGGAAAACAUUCCUGGUUGCGUACGUCGCUGCGAAGAACGCCUCCUUGUUCGGGCAGAAAGAGGCUCAGUUCUAACGCUUUAGCAAGCCAACUUUAUCGCAGUGGCAGCUUCAACAGCUCUGGAAUGGGUUCGAAUUACGAUGCUACGGACGAUGUGUAUAGCGAUGUAUCCUUGGAGGACGUCAUGGAUCUCAGCCAUAAAGUUCAAAUGAUCCAAGAGCAAAUGGAUGCUUUAGCGGAUACUAAGUCGGUCGGUGAGGAAAGGUACGCUCGAGCGAAGCAAGAAAAUGCAACAUUACAGGCGCGAAUAUUGAUGCUCGAGGAAGCGGCCAAAGAUGCAGAAACGAGAGCCGAAGAGAGGCUUCAAGCCGAACAACGAAGACAUCGGGAAAGGGCGUGUCGCUUGGAACGUGAAUAUCAGUUGCAACUAGAGAACUGUAACAUCAAGCUGCAGGCAGCGGAGUUGGACAGUUCCAGUUUGCGGGAGGAGAUUGUGCGAGUACGCGAACAGCUCGAGAGAGCGAGGACGGAUAAAACGCGGCUCGAGAAUGAUCUCCGGGAGGCCAGGAGGGAAGCGGACGCCGCGCGCGAAAGUGAACGUCAUGCGAUAAGCCGAGCUAACGAGGCUCAUCAUAUGCUCGAUGUUAUGAGAGAGGAACUUUCGUUACGGAGUGAGAAUCAGCAGAGGCUUGAGGAACUGGUGCAGCAGGUGGCUGAACUUCAAGCUCGCAAUAAAAGCUUGGAAGAAUCUCGAGAUGAACUACAAGCUGCUGCGGCGUUACAGGCAGGCCGUGAACUUAUAAUGCUGAAUCCUUGUAAUAAUAACGCUGAAAAGGGUCCUAGUCUUGCUGUGGAAUUGUUAGCCGGCAUGAAUCCAGAUCAGAUAGAUGGCCAAGGAGAGCUCAGUGAACUGUGCACGAUGGCUGAAUUAAAACAAGCCCUAAAGGAGCAGCAAGAAGUGAACACGCAGUUAAGAACAUACAUCGAUGGAAUAUUAUUGAACAUCGUAGAAAAUUAUCCGCAAUUGUUAGAAGUGAAACAAAUGCACUGAUACAUAGCACAUAAUCUACCAUUACAUUAUGUUUUAAUGCUUUCAAGGCAAUUGUACAUUAACUUUCUUUGAAUUGAAGAGACUCGAGGGGGCUGCCUAGAACUUGACCAAUAUUGAUAUGUGUUUUAUAGAUUAAUAUUUUCGAAUAGUAUUUGAAUACGUAGAGCGCAAAAGCACAUUUAAAAGUCAAUUUUAACUAAAGUCAAGCCUUUUUAAAGCAAUAGUUCCCGCAUAAUGUAAAACUUUAAAAGACGUCUAACUAACUUCGCAGAAGGAGCCUUUUCUAAUUAUAAGUGUCUAAGACAUUUCUUCAGAUUUCCCUGUUUAUCUUAUCAGAAUCAAAAUUCACGUGAUCGUUUAAGCUCUAGGCAGCAACCAUCUCUGUUCAUCU